Messenger RNA from Arabis nemorensis, 726 nucleotides. NCBI's taxonomy places the organism in Eukaryota, Viridiplantae, Streptophyta, Magnoliopsida, Brassicales, Brassicaceae. The record is from the annotation of a GenBank genome assembly.
AUGUCGUCACCUCCUGCCGCCGUGUCCGUCAGAGGAUCGAUCACUCACGUCAUAUUCGACAUGGAUGGUCUCCUUCUCGACACUGAAAAGUUUUACACGGAGGUACAGGAAAAGAUACUUGCUAGAUACAAUAAAACAUUUGAUUGGUCUCUCAAGGCAAAGAUGAUGGGAAGAAAAGCAAUAGAAGCUGCCACGCUUUUUGUUGAAGAAUGUGGAAUCAGUGACUCUCUUUCACCUCAAGAAUUCAUUGUUGAGAGAGAGUCAAUGUUGCAAGACCUGUUCCCCACAAGUGACCUAAUGCCAGGAGCUAGCCGACUUCUCAGACAUCUCCAUAGGAAAGGGAUUCCAAUUUGUGUGGCCACGGGCACUCACACACGACAUUUUGAUCUAAAAACACAAAGACACCGUGAGCUUUUUUCGUUGAUGCAUCACAUAGUGCGGGGAGAUGAUGCAGAGGUAAAGCAAGGGAAGCCCGCGCCAGACAGCUUUCUUGCUGCAGCUAGGAGAUUUGAGGAUGGUCCUGUAGAUCCACGGAAGGCUUUGGUGUUUGAAGAUGCGCCUUCUGGAGUCCUGGCAGCUAAAAACGCCGGAAUGAAUGUGAUAAUGGUACCAGAUCCAAGAUUGGACAAGUCCUAUUGUGAUGUAGCGGAUCAAGUUCUGGCCUCUCUGCUAGAUUUCAAACCAGAGGAAUGGGGCUUACCUUCCUUUGAGGAUUCACACAGUUAA